AUGCUUGCGGAAGAUGAAUAUCUAGCCUUCGACAAUGAUCUCGGGGAAUUUGAUCCUGACGAUUACCUGGACUCAUGUAUUGAAGAAGUGGAUUCCUCACCCCCUCCCCUUGCCGACCCUCCUCCUCGCACGCAUGCGCGCUCCACACUAUACGAGAACUACACCCGCGCGCUCAGCAACAGCAUGGAGGCUGGUGGGAUGUCUCUCGAGGAUCGCGUUCUCGCAUGUAUCGAUUACAUGAACACAACAGGCAUCAAUCUUUUGAAUCAGGCCAGUGUGAAUCAGUCUCGCCCUAGCAUUCAGAGCGGACACCAACCGCAUCAUCCCUCUCAACAACACUAUAACCUAGUAGACCUGGAAGUGGACAACACAGGUGUCCCACCGUCUGCCCAGCAAGUUGUGGUCGGCAUCGAGGAUGGGACUACUCUUCCCGAGGCGGACACCACCGGCCCUGAUGUUGUCCCCCGUCGAGACCCUUUCCUGAUGGCGAACCAAGGCAGUGAACUGUCAGAACUCGAAACCACUCAGGAGCGCUUCGGCGCCUCUGAAGGUACUGUAUUGCGAUCUCAGGCCGCCAAUGGUGCCCAAGCCGGCUGGGAAGCCUUGCCUGCAAUGGAAGCCACCGUAGACGAGACUCUCGAUGCCGUGGAAUUGCGUUGGGUAGGGUCCGAGUUCAUCUACUUCCUCGACAUACGUGAUGGUCAGCGGGACAUCAGCGACGAGUGA
This is a messenger RNA of Dichomitus squalens LYAD-421 SS1, 726 nucleotides long. RefSeq lists its product as uncharacterized. Bases 1 to 726 code for a protein of 241 amino acids. Lineage: Eukaryota; Fungi; Basidiomycota; Agaricomycetes; Polyporales; Polyporaceae. The transcript has 4 exons. The record is from RefSeq and is a predicted model, not a curated record.